Messenger RNA from Magallana angulata, 1742 nucleotides. Its product is annotated as myosin regulatory light chain A, smooth adductor muscle-like. Gene Ontology annotation, molecular function: myosin heavy chain binding; calcium ion binding. The record is from RefSeq and is a predicted model, not a curated record. NCBI's taxonomy places the organism in Eukaryota, Metazoa, Mollusca, Bivalvia, Ostreida, Ostreidae. Gene Ontology annotation, cellular component: cytoplasm; myosin II complex. The coding region runs from base 148 to 645 and encodes 165 amino acids. The transcript is spliced from 8 exons.
GGUAUGCGUGAUAAGAGAAGGAGUUGAGCGGUUUUCACUUUCGUAGUGUCUUCCCAUCAGCCCGGUAAGGAGCAGGGUGUGUGCAGGUCGAACCGUCAAGUGUCUGUUGAGAAAAUUCGAGAGGUUUACUAAACACAAAAAAUAAACAUGUCUGACGAUGCACAACAACAAAAGGUCCGGGCCGCCACCUCAAAUGUGUUGACAAAGUUUAAUCAGAGGGUCAUCCAAGAAAUGAAGGAGGCCUUCACAAUGAUUGACCAGAACAGAGAUGGUUUCAUUGAUGCGAACGACCUCAAAGAAAUGUUCUCAUCACUAGGAAGCACACCCGAUGACAAAACUCUGAAAGAAAUGUUGGCCGAGGCCCCCGGACCCCUCAACUUCACCAUGUUCCUCUCCCUCUUCAGCGACAAACUCGGCGGUACCGACCCUGAGGAAUCCUUAAGGAAUGCUUUUGCCAUGUUUGACAAAGACGGAAAGGGCAAAAUUCCAGAAGAAUACAUCAAGGACUUAUUAGAAAACAUGGGAGACAACUUCACAAAAGAUGAGAUGAGACAGACAUUCAAAGAAGCCCCCAUUGAAGGAGGAAAGUUAGAUUACGAAAAGUUUGUAGGCAUCAUCAAGGGUAGCAGCUCAGAGGAGGCAUAAUAACAUUCGAACUUUUAGUCGACUCAACUCAUCCAUCACCCCUCAAAAAGAAUUAACGAACUUUAAUCUCCGUGAAUGUGACGUAUACGACUUUUAAGAUCACGUGUCAGCGUGUCAAGAAAGGACAAUAAAUUAUUUAUACCAAUGGACAGCAGUUGAAGACUCAUUUUGAAACAAAGGGGUGGAAUUUUUUUUUGUAUUUAUUUAUAUUUUAUUUUCUUCCUUUCUUUAAAAUCUGUUUUAAAAAUUACGGUUUUUCUCAAGCCAAAGAGCACUACCAUUCCAUUAUUAUGUAAGACACACUUGCUGGCGCUGCUCCCCGGGCUCUAGUUAUAGGAAGCACUCCCCAUCUUCAGCAGAGCGUGUCUGUUGCUAGGAGGCGGCUAGUUGUGCAUUUCGGAAACCAUCUUGAUUGUUGCAUGUAUAUAGAGAGUGACAUCUGAUAAGUAUCUCGCCUCCGUCUUUUCUGUUGGCUUGGGAUGAAUCGUUUGAUAUUUGAUCCGUGGCAGCCUGUACUACUACUGCCAAAUUUAGAACACCUGUCAUUUGUAUUCGUUUCUCAUACAGUGUUAGCAUAUCCCAUUAGUACCAAAGAUCUAGAGUAAUCUAAUAAUAGAUAAAUAUACUUCUGCACUGUAUGUGUUUUGUUGGGUGGGAGGUUUAUAUAUGCGGAGGCUGUGUUUGCUCCCUGUGUUAUGUGAUUUAUGAAAGUGAUUGUAUUUAUUUCUUUCGUUAAUAUGACCUGUCGUAUAUUCAUUCACAUUGGAACAAAGUUUUUAAAAAUUUAUUUAAGUAUUCAUUUAUUUAUAAUUGUUACUCCAGAUGAAUAUUUAUUGACUUAGCGCGUGACCGACAACCUCUGGCCAGUUUGUAGACAAGUACUUGAUCUACAGCGGAAGUCAUGCCAGCCCCGCUACGCCCUCUAGGGCUCAGUUGAUGAACUAGGGACAAUAAUUGUCGAGGUUUCUGAACUCGCCCUAUGGGGACGCUGUCUUAUGUGAUAUGUUGGCAUGGCUACCGUUUAUGCUAACUACCUGGGUGGAUUGUUCCCAAUGUAACCAAUUAUUGUACGAAUAAACCUCUGUGCACAGAGUCAA